ACUCUCUUCUGUACGACCCCGCCACACCUCUGAAAAUUCCCCUUACUAGGUUUUACUGUUUCAGCAACCACCACCACCACUUCAACCAAAACCGCCGCCAUGCCGUGUCUGCUACUAACGCCCAUAGUUUCCUAUACAUACCAGUAACAAAAUCCCUCAUUAUUUGACCUUUUUUCUCUGAUCCGCCGCCCCAAAUUCUGCCCUUUCUUUAAUCUCAGCACUCUGCUGUUUUUCCCCAUUUCUUCUUGUGUCCUCUACUAGAAUUAGAAACCCUAAAAAUCUAUUCUUUUUGAAAAAAAAAAAAACAGCUCCAGAGGAGGAGGGUGUUGUUCUGCCGAAGCGGUUGGUGCUUGGUGAGUUGGUUCGUUGUUCAAAGUGGCGAAGAUGAGUUUGAGAACCGCAGAGGACGAUUCUUCGUCGCCGGAGAUUCAUCUUCCGGCAGAGAUAGACUGGCACAUGCUCGACAAGUCCAAGUUCUUCUUCCUCGGCGCCGCCUUAUUCUCCGGCGUGUCCGCCGCACUUUACCCCAUGGUUGUCCUGAAAACUCGGCAGCAAGUUUCUUCUGCAAAAUACUCGUGCCUGAACAUGUCCUGCGCCAUUAUGCGCUACGAAGGUUUCAGAGGCUUCUACAAAGGUUUCGGAACUUCUCUGAUGGGAACUAUCCCAGCUCGCGCACUCUACAUGGCGGCACUCGAAGUCACAAAGAGCAAUGUCGGAACCGGCCUCAUCGAAUUGGGUUUCUCCGACACCACAGCCGCCGCCAUGUCUAACGCCGCCGCAGGUGUUACCUCUGCCAUGGCGGCGCAACUCGUGUGGACCCCAAUCGAUGUUGUGAGCCAGAGACUCAUGGUUCAAGGAUGCAGCAGCAGCAAUGGCGGUAGCAACAACAGCAUGCUGAGAAACCUCAACUCAGAGAAUUACAGGAACGGCAUUGAUGCUUUCAGGAAGAUUCUGUGUGCUGAUGGAGCGAGAGGGUUCUACAGAGGAUUCGGUAUUUCGAUAUUAACAUACGCGCCUUCGAAUGCAGUUUGGUGGACUUCAUAUUCAAUGGUGCAUAGAGUUAUAUGGAGUGCAUUUGGUUGUUACAUGUGUGACAAUAGCAGCAAUAAUUUUAGGCCUGACUCAAGGGCCAUGCUUGGAGUGCAAGGUUUGAGUGCGGUUGUCGCAAGUGGGGUGUCGGCGAUUGUCACAAUGCCGCUUGACACCAUCAAGACCAGGUUGCAGGUUUUGGAUGCGGACGACAAUGGAAGAAGGAGGCCGUUGACUUUUGGUCAAACCAUAAGGAACUUGGUUAAGGAAGGUGGUCUUUUAGCUUGUUACAGAGGCUUGGCUCCAAGGUGGGCUUCAAUGUCCAUGUCUGCUACAACCAUGAUCACUACCUACGAGUUCUUGAAACGCUUGUCUACUAAGUCUCAAGAAAAAUUUACUUGAUUUCAUUUCCUUUGCUUUUUUUUUUUCCUUUUUAGAAAAAGAAAAUAAAAUUGUAAUAGUCUGUAUGAGUUAGUUAGUCAUCACCAAGAUAUGAUGAGAGAUUAUUGUAUAUAUUCAACUCUUGUGUUUUCCA
This is a messenger RNA of Arachis stenosperma, 1564 nucleotides long. RefSeq lists its product as uncharacterized. Lineage: Eukaryota; Viridiplantae; Streptophyta; Magnoliopsida; Fabales; Fabaceae. The coding region runs from base 385 to 1431 and encodes 348 amino acids. Gene Ontology annotation, biological process: transmembrane transport. The transcript has a single exon. The record is from RefSeq and is a predicted model, not a curated record.